Messenger RNA from Desarmillaria tabescens, 1330 nucleotides. RefSeq lists its product as uncharacterized. NCBI's taxonomy places the organism in Eukaryota, Fungi, Basidiomycota, Agaricomycetes, Agaricales, Physalacriaceae. The record is from RefSeq and is a predicted model, not a curated record. The coding region runs from base 359 to 1048 and encodes 229 amino acids. The transcript has a single exon.
CAGGCUUCUUCGGCAUUGCAACUGAAGCUGCGACACGACAGGCUCUUCUGGUAGCAACAGUGACGAGAACAGAACUCUCAAUGAACUACCCCAGCAGCGUAUACCGUCACCAGUGGCUUUCGCUAAAUUACUUGCGACAACCCAUUCUCUGCAUUUUCACGAAUUUUGCCUCUCAUCCCGCGGAGAAUACAGAGAAUGUAGAGGAUAUUAUUUCAAGGUGUAAAAGGUACCCUUCGCCGAGAGUAGUUUCAGUCUUCACACUUAUCAGUGGCAAAGAGCACCAGGAAUCAGGAGAUUUACGUCCUCAUCGGAGGCCAUCAGCCCGCCGACAUUUUCGCAAGCGCGAACGUUCCGUUACAUGACUCACAACACAACUGAUCUACGCAAUCCCGUCAUUUUUAUACACAAGUGGUUCCUAACCCUGCAAGGCGGAGAUGCGACUAUGAGGAAGACCUUCUUGACUAAAGAAGAGUGGCUCUGCCUGUCGAGCCUCUCCCGAAAGGGCGCGCGUUGCUCUGGAUGCCUUCGAGUUGUCGAAUUUCAUGUGGAGUAUGAUGCUGAUGCGUGGACGGCACAUCGAGACUUGUGCAGUGCAAUAGAGAAGAGGAUGAUGACUGCCGUUGCUAGAGCACUGGAGUUUCCAGCGGGAGAUAUGGAUGAGUACGGCCUUGAUGAAGCAUAUUACGGUCAUGAAGACCAGUGGAGUCCGGUGAACAAUUGUACACCAGACGACAGAUGGAGCGUCUUAAUGGAGAUCUUGACGUUGUCGGAGAAACCCUCAGAGGAGGCGGAGGAGAAUGUGGGUCAAUAUUUGAAGACGACGUCCGUUACACAAUCCGAAGCCAAAGGCGGUGCUUCUGCAAAUUCAGCACGCGAGGGAGAUGUCGGUGGCAUCGAUGAUAGUUCUAUCCCAGGAAAAAACGAUUGCUACUAUGGGGAAGAAAAUACCGGCAGUGGUUGUGAUAUCUCGACAAAGGGUCUUUCAGUGCAGCUGUGUUACGAGGAGAGAUAUAAUCCUGUCUCUGAUAAAAUUCUGAAACAGGCGUAGGAUGGAACGAUGAGCUGCAUGUAGCUGAAAUGAAAUGCAGUAAAGUACCAUUGAAUCGACUUCAGUAUUCGACUGACGGUCUGGUUGAUUGUAAGGCGGCGUGAGUUAGGUUACUAAGUACUUAGGUAUGGUGGAAGGUACCACCGUAUAUCGACCGGAAGAGAGCCGGUAAUUCCAUGAUGUGCCGUCAAGGCAAAGGUUUGAUCCUUUGUUGAAGUUUGCAGGGAUGCUCGGUUCAAUGAGGCGAAAACACUCUGGAUCUAGACGAAGGUUUGCGGUACC